AUGUCCCGCCUACCAUCAUACUACAAAUGUCUAGCUAAACAGUCUCGAAUCGCGCAUCUUAAUGCAUUCAUAUCACUCGCGGACGGGGCAUCCGUUAUAAGCACGACACCAGAUACACAUGGCAGCUUUUCUGGCAAAUCGAUAGCCAUCAAAGACAACAUCUGCACCAGUGAUCUCCCCACCACGGCCGGGUCAGGGAUAUUAAAAGAUUUCAUAAGUCCCUAUGAUGCCACGGUUGUCAGACGGCUUCAAGAUGCGGGAGCCGUGAUUAUGGGGAAGACGAAUAUGGACGAAUUCGGGAUGGGAUCACACUCAAUGCACUCUUACUUUGGACCUGUGAAGCAAUUGGGACGUGGAGAAGAAGGAAUAAGUGCUGGAGGAAGCUCUGGAGGGAGUGCCGUAGCGGUCAAGUCUGGCUAUUGCGACGUUGCCCUUGGAACGGAUACUGGAGGAUCAGUUCGAUUGCCUGCGGCGUAUACCGGAAUUGUUGGCUUCAAACCAUCCUACGGCCUGCUCUCGCGGUGGGGCGUCAUUGCGUACGCCAAUUCACUUGAUACCGUCGGUAUUCUUGCCAAUUCCGUUGAUAUGGUUCGGCAAACAUUCAAUUUGCUCAAUAAGUACGAUCCACAAGACCCAACGUCUCUUGUACCGUCAACCCGCUCUCGACUCCGAACCCCAAAGUCUGCUGAGACUCCGCUCCGCAUUGGGAUACCCUUAGAGUAUAACGUGUCCACGCUAAAACCCGCCAUUCGGGAUGCUUGGAUCUGUGCCCUCCGGCUCCUUCAAUCUAAAGGGCAUACAUUGCAUUCUGUGUCUCUCCCUGCGACAAGGCACGCACUCUCCGCAUACUACAUCCUAGCUCCAGCGGAAGCCUCAAGCAAUCUCGCGAAAUAUGAUGGAGUCCGAUAUGGGAGCCGGGCAGAGGGUAUUGAUGGCACACCCCAAAGCGUUCUCUUCGCAAAAACGCGUGGUGAGGGAUUUGGCCCCGAAGUCCGUCGCCGUAUUCUUCUGGGCACCUUCUCUCUUAGCGCUCAGGCGAUCGACAACUAUUUCAUCCAGGCCCAGAAAAUCCGUCGCCUUGUGCAACAAGACUUUGACAAUGCUUUCUCCGCACCUAAUCCGCUGGUAUCUUCUACCUCACCUUCUGUAUCCAACUCAAGUGGCGUGGACGUUCUACUCUGUCCAACAGCCCCGACCCUACCCCAACUCAUCUCUAAUAUUGAGAAUCAAGAUUCAGUCUCUGAAACAAUGAGUGAUGUAUUCACGGUGCCUGCCAGCCUGGCUGGGCUGCCUGCCAUUAGUAUUCCGAUCAGUAUCAGGGAAGACCACAAUGACCCAGACUUGAGCAAAGCUGGGGUAGAGCAAACAGCAGGUAUGCAGAUUAUUGGGCAAUACGGCGAUGAUAGACUUGUACUGGAUGUUGCAAGUCAGUUGGAGGUGCGACAGAGAGUUAAGAUAUAGGCCGAGCAUGAAUAUCCUCCUACGACUGUUUUUCGUGAGUGAACAAGCUGUAUUUACGAGCAUUUUGACAAUGGAUAGGUUGUAUACUAUUUCUGUAUGAAUACGAAGAAUAUGGCUCAUGUAUGAUAUCCGGAAUUCACAUCUCAAGACCUAGCGCAGGGACCAAAAACAGCGGUUAUAGAGCAC
Molecule: messenger RNA, 1647 nt
Organism: Lindgomyces ingoldianus
Lineage: Eukaryota; Fungi; Ascomycota; Dothideomycetes; Pleosporales; Lindgomycetaceae
Product: amidase signature enzyme
Exons: 3
Coding region: 1-1461 (486 amino acids)
Biological process (GO): mitochondrial translation; glutaminyl-tRNAGln biosynthesis via transamidation
Cellular component (GO): glutamyl-tRNA(Gln) amidotransferase complex; mitochondrion
Molecular function (GO): glutaminyl-tRNA synthase (glutamine-hydrolyzing) activity
Source: RefSeq, a predicted model, not a curated record